GAGAGAGAGAGAGAGAGAGAGAGAGGCCUACAUCAACUCUUUCCCUCUUUGUCGCUCAUCAUCCCGAACCUUUCACUUCACGCAUCUCUCUCUUUCACUCUCUCUCCGCGCUGAAAUCCACUGCAAAGCCAAACUUACCGUCUUCAGAAAGGUGAAAAAACAGUAUCAAACAAAAUUCCACCCAAUCCUUUACUCACGUUACACGAACAAUGGCUUCUCGUCGUCUUCUUGUUCAUUUUCUUUAAUCCCAGCUCUUCCUAAAACUAAAUAUUAUCCCAAAACAAACAUUCCGAUCUUGUUCAGCCAUGUAUUUGUCGGAAAAGCCUCGCCCCAUUGAUUUCUACAAAGAAGAAGUACUGCCCACCACUAGAGAUAACAUGAUUAUCGAAGUUGUCUCGAGCAGUGGUGAUUUGCCACCUCAUCAGCACCAUCUUCACAAUCCUCACAACCCUCACCCGCAACAGCCGCCUCAGCAACAGCAACAGCAACAGCAGCAACAGAUAAUUCUAGGUGAGAGCAGCGGCGAGGAUACCCAUGAAGUGAAAGCGCCUAAAAAGCGAGCUGAGACAUGGGUUCAAGACGAAACUCGAAGCUUGAUAGGUCUUCGCCGAGAAAUGGAUGGUUUGUUCAAUACUUCUAAGUCAAACAAGCACUUAUGGGAGCAAAUAUCGGCCAAAAUGAGGGAAAAGGGAUUCGAUCGAUCUCCCACUAUGUGCACCGACAAGUGGAGGAACUUGUUGAAAGAGUUCAAGAAGGCUAAGCAUCAAGAUAGAGGAAGUGGAUCUGCCAAAAUGUCUUAUUAUAAGGAGAUUGACGAGAUAUUAAGGGACAGGAGCAAGAAUGCCCAGUACAAGAGUCCCACUCCCACUUCAAAAGUUGAUUCCUACAUGCAAUUUGCUGAUAAAGGCUUUGAUGAUACAAGUAUAUCUUUUGGACCAGUGGAAGCUAGUGGUAGACCAACACUCAACCUCGAAAGACGUUUGGAUCAUGAUGGACAUCCUCUUGCCAUCACUGCAGCUGAGGCAGUUGCUGCAAGUGCAGUUCCUCCGUGGAAUUGGAGGGAGACUCCUGGAAAUGGUGCUGAGAGCCAAUCAUUUGUUGGAAGAGUGAUAACGGUCAAGUAUGGGGACUAUACAAGAAGAAUUGGUAUUGAUGGUACUGCAGAUGCCAUCAAGGAGGCAAUCAAAUCAGCUUUCAGAUUAAGGACUAAACGUGCAUUUUGGUUGGAGGAUGAAGACGAGAUAAUUCGUAGCCUUGAUAGGGACAUGCCUGUGGGGAAUUACACUCUUCACCUUGAUGAAGGAUUAUCUGUCAAAGUAUGCCUAUAUGAUGAGUCGGACCACAUUCCAGUGCAUACCGAGGAAAAAACUUUUUACAGUGAAGAUGACUACCGCGAUUUCCUUACUCGCCGGGGGUGGUCAUGCCUAAGGGAGUUUGAUGGCUAUAGAAACAUUGAUAACAUGGAUGAUCUUCGACCUGGUGCCAUAUAUCGUGGUGCGAGUUGAGAGCAUUUAUUCCAUCUUCAUGGCUUGCAAUGCUCCUGAAGUUGUUAUUGUUUAUUGUUGUUUAUCUCGCAAUUUGUAUAGUUAUAUAAAAAAUUGUAGAAGUGGACCCAGUUUCUUGCUCGUCCAGUGGUUGUAAAUAUGCAGCUUCUCUUUGACAAUGAAGGAAUUCCCGAAUUUUUUUCUCCUGGCA
This is a messenger RNA of Manihot esculenta (cassava), 1695 nucleotides long. Its product is annotated as trihelix transcription factor GT-1. The coding region runs from base 306 to 1505 and encodes 399 amino acids. The transcript has 5 exons. The record is from RefSeq and is a predicted model, not a curated record. NCBI's taxonomy places the organism in Eukaryota, Viridiplantae, Streptophyta, Magnoliopsida, Malpighiales, Euphorbiaceae.